AGUUUGGUCGCGCGCUCGCCAGUGCAGUGAGCGCGAGGAUGUCGGUGAACGAGGUGCGCGUGUUCCGACCGUUUAAGCUGAUCGCGCUGCUGUGCGUGUUCCUCGCGCUGUGUCUGGACGUCGUGGCGCUCGUGAGCCCCGCGUGGGUGACGGCGGAGGGAUACGCGCUGUCCCUGUGGGAGUCGUGCUGGGAGCGCGAGGCGGAGUGGGGCUGUGUGUCCACGCUCCAAUCCGAUUGGCAGAUAGCAACGCUGGUGCUGUUGUUGGCGGGGGCGUCGGUGACGUUGGUGGCGUUCCUGGUGGCGGUGAUCUCUCUGUGUAGAGGAACACACCGGAAACACUACCGCACCAUCGCCGUGUUCCUCUUCACCGCAGUGGUUCUGCAGGCCUGUGCUCUGGUUCUCUACCCAAUCAAAUUCAUCGACGGGAAAAUGCUCCAGACCUACCACGAGUUUAACUGGGGCUACGGUCUGGGCUGGGGCGCUACCAUCUUCAUGCUGGGCGGGGGGAUCCUGCUGUGUCUCAGGACGGACAUGUACGAGGACGGCAUGUACUGAAUCCUCGGCCACGCCCCCUAAAGUGACAAACCAAUGUGAACGCACAGAUGGGCGGGGUUAAAGAUCGGACCUUAAACAUCACACAUCGUUCACCAUCACGUACAACCGUACACCACACAGCUACAUACUGUACAUCUAUACUGUAUUCUAAUAGGGAACAGUUUACGUUCUUUUUAACGAAUUUACCAAAAUAUAUCGCCCAGAUUAAGAUUAAACUUUACGUAUCGUAUAUAUUUAAUAUAUAUAAGGCCUGAGACUGUUAUACAGUGUGUAUAUAGUAUAAAGCUAAACGCUAACAAUUAUUAGCGAGGUUCUGAAUGCAGUAAAUUUAGUUUAAUACAGCUCAUUUCAAUUAUCUGAACUAUUUGGACAAAUUUCUAAAUAUAUAAAAGGUAUAAAAUGACAUUAGCGUGGUUCUGUUAAAACGUUAAACUGGUUUAAAUUUUAUUUUUCCAUUUACUCUGUUGCUAAACCAGGACUUGAAAGUUCCCAGCAUCUCGUAAUAGUUAAACAAUAUUUGCUGUCAUCGAGUUAGCAUGCUAGCAUGUUAGCAUUCUUAUUAGCUUAGCAUGGUACAUGCUAACUUUAUGCGAAAUAAAGAACUGUUUUUGUCAAAGAAGCGCAGUGCAAUGACUGUAGAAAACUCACCAAUACUCAUUAGCUCAGUAGCUCCGCCUCCUUUUCCCAAAACAAGCUUUUGUCUCAGACUGCCUUCACUGAGUUUACAGUACAACCUCAAGUACCAGAACCAGAAUGAACUAAACUAGCAUGUCUAACUGCGCUAAUGUUAGCUUAGCUGGCUCACUAACAGCCUAUUAUAUCACAUUAGAUCCUUUUAGACAUUUAUGCUAACAUCAAUCAGACUUACCAAAACGAAACUCAACGAGAAAGUGUAGCUAGUUAGCUAUCUUCUUACGAUAUAUCAGAAUAAGGUUAUGAACUGAUUUCUAAAGGGGAAAUAAAAUAAAAAUAAAAAUAUUUGGAAUUGUCCGGAUACUGGAGAUGGAUCGAGGCUGUUUUGUCGUUAAAAUAUAAGGAAAUGGGCGGAGCUACACGUCAUACUGCAACCAGCCAGCAGAGGCGCUAGACCUGAUAUAUGCUGUACUAGCUGUGCUUUUUCUACAGUCACUGUAAUUGAUUAAAUCUUAGUAUUAAAAUACACAGAUCAGAACCAUAUGUAAUAUAUACUCUAAUAUAUACACUAAACCCAAUUCUAGGAGGUCUGGGUUACAGAACCACUGUGUUAUAGCGUAAGAAAGCUUGGGAAAAACAUAAUUACAGUAUAAUAUGGAUUUUUUGGCUUAAUUAAUGCUAUUUAAAGCAGAUAAAAUUAUCCAUAUAUUGUCUAUCAAUAGACUGAAUAGCUGUACAGUUCUCACUAUUAUAACACAAUUAUAAUAAAAAUUUAAAAUUUAUCUGAAACAUAUAGGCCUUGAUGAUUAUACAUUUUUGGAUGAUAUAUUGACCCAGAAAUAAUUGAAAUUUAAAUGUAUAUUAUUGUAAUUUUAAGACAAUUCCAAUCUACAGAUAUAAUAAUAAUUAAAACAUGAUAGCAUAUAAAGUUGUUACAGUAUUUUACAUUAUUUUUAGAAGAGCAAUGCACUUUACUUAUUUAAAAAAAAUCAUACAAAUGAAAAAAUAUUUAAUUGUUAAACUAUUGAAAAUAUAUCAAACGUAAAUGCAUAUAAGUACUUAAUUUUUUUUUUAAAGAAAUCGACAUACAGGCUUGAUUAUAUUAAUGAACAUACAAAACAUAAUAGGUAAUAAAAUAAAUUUACCAAAAAAAUGAUUAAAGUAAUAAUAUUUUUUACAGUAAAUUGAUAUUCACGAUCAUAUUUAAAAGUCACAUGUUGGUUAUACUCCAAUUAAUUUAAAUAAGUAUAUAGUCAUAUUCUCUACAGAAAUAAACAUAUCUAAUUCAACACACAAUUAAGUAAUUUUCUACUUAUUUUAACUUUAAUUUUUUAUUCAUUUUACUCAUGGUAAUAUUAGGGAAGUUAAAUUUGGCACAUACAUGUUUUUUAUUAUAAAUUUCUGAAUUUUUAAAAGUGCAUUGCUCUUUUAAAGUCAUUUAUAACGGCAUUAUUAUUGUAAAUAUUAUUAACAUUAUGUCAGUGGAAUGGAAUGGUCUUAAAAUUUAAAUAAUAUGGUUUAUUACAAUUAUUUCUAAUAGAUCAUGCAAUAUAUACAUAAAAACAUUAUUAUGACAGUCCUAUAAAUAGUUCUUUUGGUUAUUUGAAAAUUUUGGGGUGACAAAAAGAUUUGCACAAACUCACAAUCAUACAUACACACACACACACACACACACACUGCUGUGUUAAAUAUAGGCCGAUAUUGAAGCCCUCUGGCUUCCACUGUGAGCUGUAGGAGAGAUGAAGUACGAGGAGCAGCUGUGUGAAAUGGACUACAACUCCCAUAAUCCUCUGAGUGAAGUUAACUACAAUUACUAUAAUCAUUUGUGUAUAUGAACUACAACUCCCACAGUCCUCUGUGUGAGAUUGACUACAACUCCCAUAAUCAUUUGUAUAUAUGGACUACAAGGUCUAUAAUCAUCUGUACUAAACAAACUACAACUACCACAAUUCUUUGAGUGAGAUUGACUACAACUUCCACAUUAUGCUGUAUAUAAUGGACUACACCUCCCACGAUCCUAUUUAAGGUUGCUUGUAAGACUUACAACUCCCACAACAAUCCUCUGUGUGAAAUGGACUACAACUCCCACAACAAAACUUCCACAUUAUGCUGUAUAAAAUGGACUACACCUUCCACAAUCUCCUAUAAUUUACAGCUCCUACAAUCUUUUGUGUCAAAUGGACUACAACUCUCACGACAAUCCUCUGCGUGAAAUGGACUACAACUCUCACAACAAUCAUUUGCAAGAAAAUGACUACAACUACCAUAACAAUCCUCUUUGUGAGAUUGACUAUAACUCCCAUACCAAUCCUCUGUGUAAAAAUGGACUACAAAUCCCACAACAAUCCUCUGUGUAAAAAAAGGACUACAACUCCCACAACAAUCCUCUGUGACAUUGACUACGACUCCCACAAUCCUCUGUGUGGGCCUCUUGAGGCCGUUCUGAGAGACUUGAGAUCAUGCCACACCCUCUUUCUUUGACCUUUGACCCCCCGAUUUCAGCAGCGUGUCCCGCGGAUCUCCACUCUCAUUGGACGAUGCAGUAAUUUGUUUUUAAGGACGUAUAUAUAUAUAUAAAUAUAUUAUUAUAUAUUUACUACUUUGUAUAUUUCUGGUGUUGCAUUAGGAUAGAGCACAGAUCAUCCUGUACAUGUGUUUAUAUAACACUCAGACUUUGUGUAUCACUGAAUUUGAGGGAUAUAUUUUAUGUUGUUUGAUAAUUUUGCAGUUUUUUUAUUUUAAUUUUCACUGUUGCUGGAUUCAGUGGAGGAGAUGAAGACGAGAAAUCCUGUGUUUUAGCUUUAUAUCAGACUUUUCUUUCAUUUUUGCAUUUAAUAAAAAUGUAAUAAAUGGUA
Astyanax mexicanus (Mexican tetra) is the source of this 4045-nucleotide messenger RNA. RefSeq names its product transmembrane protein 47. Gene Ontology annotation, biological process: cell-cell adhesion. The record is from RefSeq and is a predicted model, not a curated record. Gene Ontology annotation, cellular component: cell-cell junction. The transcript has 3 exons. NCBI's taxonomy places the organism in Eukaryota, Metazoa, Chordata, Actinopteri, Characiformes, Acestrorhamphidae. The coding region runs from base 39 to 557 and encodes 172 amino acids.